AUGAUAAAAAAUACACAAGAAGAUGGUGGGAUCGAUAGCACUUUUGCCAGUGAUACUUUUGAAAGUUCACAAAGUGGGAGUGAAGAAUGGGAAAACAGUGAAUUGUGGGGAAGUAUAAAAGAGGAAGAGGAAGAAGAGGAAGAAGAGAAGGAAGGGGAGGAAGGGGAGGAAGAGGGGAGAAAAGAUUAUAAUGGUUCACCGGUAGAUAAUGGUAAUAAUAAUUUAGCAAACUUCAACAAAAAUCAGAUUGAAAGAGAUUCACAAUUAACCAAAGCUCCUUCGAAUGAAAUAUCUUCAGUAAAAUUUACUAAAAGGCAUAAACUGAUCAUCAAGAUAUAUUCUGCCACGUCUACAAUUGGAUCUUCUUCUGUUACCAUUGACAACGAUCAAAUACUACUACAGACAACAAUAAAAACAAUAAUACUAAAUCUUCAUCCUCUACUGGAAAUAAUAAUCAACCAAACUAAAGGUUUCUUUGAGGCCGUAACCAAACAAAUCACAAAUCCCAAAGAAAAACCUACCAAUGCUAAUAUUAAUGAAUCAAUCAAUGACACUAGCAACAUUUAUGAUAACAACGGAACUUAUAACACUAAUGCAAUCUUUAAUUUGGAAUUUUAUUUAUCAUUUCGAAACAUGGAAAAUAUGUCUAAUGGUAAUAACGAAAAUAUCGUAGAGAAUGUGAUGGAGAGUACAAUUGUUGAAACUGAGGAGCAUCCAUUCACAUUGAAGAUAAAAAUACCAAAUCUUGUUGACAAGUCUCAAGUUUUUGAAGUUAGACAAUGGUUAAUUGAUUCACCAGAAACUUCUAAUUAUACAUGCUUUUCUCUAUAUUGGGACGGUAAAAAACUUGACGAUUACAAAGAGCUUCAAGAUGAAGGGAUUACUCAAGAUGCUGAUCUGGAAUUAGUGGAAGAGCCUUAUACAGAACGAGAAGCUCGCAUUCACAUUAUGCAUGUUAGAGAAUUACUUUCGGGACCAUUCAAACAAUCUUCUUCUUAUGUUGGAAUUGAUCCUGGCUUAUCAUUUUUCACUGCUGUCACUGGAUCCAAUGAUAAUCAACAAAUUAUUCAGCAGCCUCAACAAAACGGGAAAGCUAAAGAAGACGAAUCAAAUGUUCUUAAACCAUUAGAAACUCCAUUUUCUGAUUACGAUUUUUCUGCUCCUUCUUUAUCAAAAUAUGUACCUGAAAAAUUUUCAAGAUGUAGUAUUAAAUGUUUAGAAUCUAUUCAUCUUUCUGGUUGGAAUCCUGUGCCAUUUGAACGUCGUAAAAAAGGUGAUCUUUUGUUUCUUUCUGUUACAAUAAUCGAGGGAGAUAAUUUACAUAUCACUGCAUCGAUAAAUGGUUUUUAUAUCAAUAAAUCUACAAUGAAAAGUUUUGAUCCAAAUCCUAAAUCUGAGCUUCAAGUAUAUCAUGCACAUUCACUUGUCAACCUACUACAAGAGGUUUCACCUACGUUUCGUAAAAAUUUCAAAGAAUUACAAGAGUUUAACGUUAUGCAUCACCCUUUCGAAACUAUUCCUAUUAAUUCUUGCUUUCCUGCUUAUCCAUGGGCUGUUAAACAACCAAAGCAUACGUUUGAUAUGGGUCACAUUUCUGAAGUAUACUUGAAUGUUGGUAAUGAUGUGGUUGAUUCGCUUAGAGAUUGGAAUGAUGAAUUUCAAUCACAGCGCGAAUAUCCACGCGUCGAAUUAAGAGAUCGUGUACUGCGCGAAAGGCUUGUUAAUAAGAUUCAAUCAGAUUUCACAGAAAGUGCUGUCAGGGGUGCAAUUGCCGUGGUAAAUGGAAACGUCAUUCCAUUCAAUCCACGUGAUCCUUCAGAAGAGCACAUGUAUGUUUAUAACAAUAUUUUCUUUAGUAAAGCAUACGAUACACGUGGAACUUUUGCAAAGCUUGGUGGUGAUGAUGCAGCCCAUGUUGCAACAGGGAAAGAUUUAGAAGGAAUAAAAACAAUUAAUAUAGCUGAUAUAGAAGGAUUAUAUACUUUGGGAUGUGUUGUGGUUGAUUAUAAAGGCAUCAGAGUUGUGGCCCAAACCAUAGUUCCAGGAAUUUUUAGACGUCAAGAUGAUUCUUCCGUUGUUUAUGGAUAUUUUGAUAAUGGAAGAGAUAAACCUAAACUUUGUGCUGAUCCUGAGUUCCAUGAGAUUGUUGGUAAAGCAGCAAAAGUUUUACAUCUUGCUGAACACAGUGUUUCCGAUUCAAAAGGAAAUUCCGUAAAACUUCAUACUUCUUUAGAAACUAAGGUUUUUUCAUAA
Molecule: messenger RNA, 2253 nt
Organism: Entrophospora sp. SA101
Lineage: Eukaryota; Fungi; Glomeromycota; Glomeromycetes; Entrophosporales; Entrophosporaceae
Source: the annotation of a GenBank genome assembly